Messenger RNA from Oppiella nova, 405 nucleotides. NCBI's taxonomy places the organism in Eukaryota, Metazoa, Arthropoda, Arachnida, Sarcoptiformes, Oppiidae. The record is from the annotation of a GenBank genome assembly.
GUGUGGAAAGCCAUACAACAGUCACAUCUCUACGACUUUGUCAACAGUACUGAUGCAGGCAUUCAUUAUAAGGUCUCUGAGGGCGGAGAGAAUCUCAGUGUGGGUCAGAGACAGUUGAUGUGUUUGGCGAGAGCUCUGCUCCGCAACACAAAUAUCCUGAUCUUAGACGAGGCGACGGCUGCCGUAGACCUCGAGACCGAUGCUCUGAUUCAGACGACCAUAAGAACUGAAUUCACUCGAUGUACAAUACUUACGAUCGCUCACAGACUCAACACUAUUAUGGACUCCGACAGAGUACUAGUGCUCGACUACGGACGGGUAGCCGAGUUUGACUCACCCCAGGCUCUCCUCCAAAACGAGAGGUCUAUCUUCCACUCACUCGCCAAAGACGCCGGACUCGCAUAA